This is a messenger RNA of Symbiodinium necroappetens, 796 nucleotides long. The record is from the annotation of a GenBank genome assembly. NCBI's taxonomy places the organism in Eukaryota, Dinophyceae, Suessiales, Symbiodiniaceae.
AUGGCCGCCGCCCUUCGGCUGCGGGUCUUAUCCCUGCCGUCGCUGCUGAUGGGGGACGUAGUGGAGAGCAACGGCGGAGCUCUGGCGGCGGAGGUGGUUCCCCUCCGGAGUGGCUACAUUGAUCUGGACGAGCCGAACCACUGUGUGUGGACCGUGGGGCCAGAGACGAUCAAAUGCUUCGAGAUUGAUACGCUGGAGGAGCGCUUCCGGCUCCUUCAGCGAGACCAGGCACCCCUACUCCGACACACGCUUGGCCUCUUCGCGCUGGUUUGGGCAUCGUCGGAGCAUCUGGCCAUGGUUGUCUACUCCGCCGGCGGAAUAAAGCAUUUCGACUCAGAGGUGCAGAUGCAGAACCUCGUCACUGUGGUGGAGAUCCUUACCAUGGAUGUUUUCCUGUGCCAAUCGCAGGGGGAGGACGCGCAACUCCUGGACGUUUCCAAAGGCCAGCAGUUGUGCACUCUGCCAAGCACCGAGCACUGGCAGCUUCCCAACAUCGCGGUCCUGACUCAUCUUGGGGUCAUCCUGGUGACCCUGCCUGGAACACUGCAGAUAUGGCGGUACGCGACCUGGGACUCGGGAGCAUCGUGCUGGCCGGUAAAGGACAUCGAUUUCCAGGGAUCCUUCAGUCAGCGGACUCUGGUCGACCGUGCGCGAGCAUCCUUGGUUCUGCCGCAAGCGCCCUCUGCAAGCGGCAGAGGGGAUGACUUGUUUCUGAUCGACUUGCGCUGCAGCAAGCGCCCUGAGCGUUUCCAGCGCGGUGUCUGCUUCGAUGGAGGAGGCUUGGCGUUCAUACAAG